Messenger RNA from Staurois parvus, 531 nucleotides. Lineage: Eukaryota; Metazoa; Chordata; Amphibia; Anura; Ranidae. The record is from the annotation of a GenBank genome assembly.
AUGAACUCUCAAGUGCGCCAGAACUACAGCCAUGACAGUGAAGCCGCUGUUAACCGCAUGAUCAACCUGAAGAUGUAUGCAUCUUAUACCUACCUGUCCUUGGCAUAUUAUUUUGACCGUGAUGAUGUGGCACUACAUCAUGUGUCUGAGUUCUUCAAGGAAAUGAGCAAUGAGGAGCGAGAGCACGCUGAGAAGUUCCUUAAGUGCCAGAACAAGCGUGGAGGGCGUGUUCUUCUUCAGGAUAUCAAGAAACCUGACCAGGACACUUGGGGAAGCACCCUGGAGGCCAUGCAGACAGCUCUGAAUCUGGAGAAGAAUGUUAACCAGGCUCUGCUGGAAUUGCACAAUCUGGCAACUGAUAGAAAAGAUCCCCAUAUAUGCGACUUAUUGGAGUCUGAGUAUCUGAAGGAACACGUGGAACACAUUAAGAAGAUUGGAGACCACAUUACCAACCUGAAGCGGCUGGGUGUCCCCCAGAAUGGCAUGGGCGAAUAUCUGUUUGAUAAGCACAGCCUGGAGGAGAGCAGCUAA